GCGUGGACAAAUAUUGCGGCUCGGCGAGAGGAGUCCUGGAGGAGAAGAAGAAGACACCUUGUUUUCGGAAAACAUUUCGCGUGUCGCGGAUAAUAACGAGGAACGCGUCGAGAGUACUUUUCUUGUUUAUGCGUGGAUGUCGGUCACGAUGACCCGCGUUUCCUUAUUUAGUGUGUAUCCCCGAUCUAUCGGAAGGGUGGCCCGACUCGGACCUGUAUACAGAUUUCGUAAGACCGAGUCUUUCGCAACGAUGCAACGCUAAGUCACCUCGCACUUCCACCUCGCGGAUGUAGAUACAUACCUUGCUGAAAUUUUCGCAGUAUCAGGACGACCCUGAUCCGAUGCGCUUCGCGUCGAUCGUGCGACGUUAUAAAAGGGAAGCCUUCAACGGGACGGUGUCACCGGAUUAAGGAUUUCGACGCCGAUUUCGACGCCGAUUUCGACGCCAAUUUCGAGCGUCCGCGAGGACGGGAGUGCGGGGACGUUGACCAUUUUUCCAUUCUUUUCAAGUGUCCAGGGAAACUGUCGGGGCGAAAGUAGAAUCUUCAAGAAUUAGGAUUUUGUACAAAAUUCCAUCCCAGUGUUAACGUUUCCUAUCUGGACUUCUGUAUCGCGGUAUCGAGUUUUUCGGAAGCGUCGAGCCGGUGAUGCCCCCGAUUAAUUUUAUCUGAAAUUUUGUCGAAAAAUGAUUUUAAGGCGGCAUUAAAAAUGGAAGUCUGUCGAAUUAUUUUUAUUCUGUACGCGCUUUUUGUGCCGAGUUAUUCCGAGAAUCUUGACCCUGGUCCUGAUAUUCGGUUCUCGGUCGAUCGGCCUUCUGGGCUCCCGGACUCGGAAAAUUUGUUGGAUUUUGCGAGCGGAGAAAAUGAAUCCGCAAGCAGAGGGAAGAGGUCAAUGGUCCUCCUCGUACCCGUUGCCCAAAACGAGAAAGAAGAAGGAGAGAUCGUGGAGGUGCACCGCAAGAAUAAACGCGGCAAGUCCGAAACACCGACUCGUAAAGUGAAAUUAUCCUGGGAACCCGAAGAGACCCGAAACAUUUUGGACAACGCGGAUGCCCAAAUCCCGCGUCUAUUCGAGGAAGAGAAAACUCCACGCGUGGCAAUGACGAACGAAGGAAGGAGGAAAAUAGACGACCAUCGGGAUCCAGAAAUCAGGUUGGUCAGAGCCGAAGAUGCCGAAGAUACCGAAGAAACCACCUCGAAAAAUCAUUCCGGCGAAGUGCAGAGGUUCGUUCGGCUGGCCACCAUCAGGAACCCGAGGACGAAGCGGAAGAAGAUCCUAAAAACGAUAUCGGGCUCCAAUUUGAAGCCCAAGGAAUUUAUAUCGCUGGUGGGCAAAGAGAUGGAGAGGAUGAAGGCUUAUAAAAAAAGAAACUACGUUUGUUACUGUCACGAGGAGGACUGCGAAAAUGAUCCAGAGUUGGCUACGAGGUGUGCCUUGAGAAAGGUUCUUCCAGACUCGGAGGGCAAUUUCAACAUUUUGGGAAUGAGCGACAAUGACGAAGCGAUAGGAAUUCCGCAUGACGCAAAUGACGUGAUUAACUUGGGCCAGCAAAUUGUAUCAGGAAUGCCGACUCAAGUUUUAGUAGGCCAAGUCCCCUUCGACGGUGCUCCGCGGAACGAUUAUGGUAAUGUUCCUCAAAAUGUGUUUUUUAAUCCGUACGAUGGCACGCCCACGAAAAUGCGACUUCCCUUGAUUUCUUCGGGAACAUCCGGUCCGCAGUUCUCUCCGCAAGGUGCAUACCAAACCCAGUCGUACGUUCCCAUGCGAGGUCUGCAAAACGAACAGCUUCGGAGUCCUCUAACGGUGGAUCUUAACUACAAAUGCCCUCCUCUAGAGGAAGAGUUGCAAAAAUCGAGUCGUUUCGAUUAUGGAGACCACGAUCUACCUUCUAAAAUGUCAUCGGACCAAGAUCGGACCCAGGUCCACGACACUUCAAAAAAGGUGUUGCCACAUUCACCCGACGAUAAGGGGGUCGCGUUAUCAAAGAACCCCAUGACCAUUGUCGAACACCCUACCAAAAAUGCCUUUAUCGAGCAAAGUUCCGCCGAUGGCGAGGAUACUUCGUCGCAGGAUAUCGAGGAGAUUCCAGGAUAUCGAGAAGACGAGUCUGCCUCGAUUCCCCUGGAAGAACCUCCGGCUAGUGAACGAGACGAAGGAAAAGAGGAGAAAUUAGUCGAUCACCUAAAGGCUCCGAUAGAUUACGAGGAGGUGGAUGACAUUUCUCCAACUUAUUACCUGGGCAUAACUUCGUCACCGAAAUUGGAUGAUAAAUUGAAAGCGGACGUCGUGGCAUCUUCGCUUUCGAAACCCAAGUUUGGUCACGGUGGUCAAGGUUUGGUACUGCCUGCUGGUAGUUUGGAUGAUUCGAGUGAUGACGAAGAAUCCGCGGAUGUAAGUACCGAGUACUACCUGCCUGGAUUGACUUCGUAUAACGUUAAAUACAAUAAUUACCCUAUUGUUGGGGAUCGUGUGUAUGGAGCGUAUGAUUACGGCCAGUUCCCCCCGCCUUAUUACAAUUUUCGCGGACAUAUUCCGAUCCCACCGGGCGCGCAUCGGGGACAUUACCCUGCAAAUUAUGGACAACAAUUAGGUUACGGGAAUCCCACGAUUUUACCCAAGUACCACGAAGACCAUGAAAACAAGCCCGAAGAUGUGCUUCGUGCAGACCAGGAUUACGACGACCAAGAAGAAGUCGAUGCGCAUCCUCCAGAGGAUUACUUCGACGUUCACGAAGAUCGAUCGGCAUCUACGAAAGAAUUGCCUUCCGAGGAAUAUCUGUACUUGCCUCCCACCUCGCAGAAGGUAUUUACUAAUAAAACUCGUCCAACGGCCAAACCCGGAAACGAAAACACGGGAACAGGAAGAGAUUCGACGUUGUCCUCGGUCUUUGAUGCCUCGAGGAAGCUAAAGACGGACGACCGUUCCGAUACCAACGAAGGACGGUUUAAUGAUUUUGGUCACGUCCAAGGAGAUAUAUUAUCGGCUGAGAAAGGUUUCCCAAGUUAUGAGUCUUCAUUGUAUGACGGUGAAUCUUCCGGUGAAGUUGUCGAAGAAGUGGUACCCGGCGAAGAGCGGCCUCAAGGCUUCGAUGAGGCCGAAAUAGAAUUAGUUCCUGAAGAUCGAGAUGUCAUUGAAGAUUUAGUAGAAGGAAAACGGAAGAUUGUACAAGCGGUGGAAGACUCGACGAAGACUGCGAUUCAACGGAAAAAACCUCUUCUGCUUCGGCAACAACCGAAAACUCAUCAAGGUGCGACAGAUGUAGAUGAUGGCAUUUCAGACGAAAUUUCGCAUAAGCUGAAGGCCAUCGCAAAGGAAAAACAAACUUUACCCGAAAACCCGAGAUUAUUAGCAGUUCCAUCAAAGCCAAGUAAACCAAUUUUGGAAGCAACUGAAAACGAAUCUUUAGUCAACGAAGGUAUCCCGAAAGAUGAAGAUAUUGUUGCAGAAGCGUCUUAUGUCCCGAGUGCUGAAGAUGAAUCGGUCGAUUCGAAAGUAAAAUCGAGCUUUCCAAAAAUCGGGGACAGAAUCGAGACCAAAAAUGUUCCGUUGAAUAAACCUGCAAUUCCCGAAGGGAAACAUUACACCUUCGGUUCAGAAUACGCAGAAAAUGACGUUGAAAAUUCAGGCGAAGUUUACGACAGCCCUGAUACGUUGAAUCUACACGAUCUAAAAUCGGAAAUUGAAGAGGAAUCUCAAGCCAAGACUUUGGCGGUUGCCGAAGAUGUAUCGGACUUGGGUCCUGGAAGGGUCGCUUUAGUUAGCGAAAAGCAACCUGAAAAGGUGCUCCAUGUGGUUGCUGAACAUCCCGAAACUUUAAUGAAAAGUGAUGAAUUAUUUAAAUCGCAAGUGUCGGUAACUCAAACACCGGAAGUGCAGUAUUCCGCUGGGAUUUCUAAAGAACAUUACAAGGUACCAUUAUUAGACGUUUCCGGUUCUCUUUCUAUGCCUGAAUACCUGUCCGAAGAAACGGAAGAAGAAACCACCCUGACGCACGAUGAUCUUGAACAUGUUGUCGGAGAUCGAUCAUCGGAAGAGGACGCGAAUCGUCCAGAAGAAGAAAUCCUAAAAAACACCAGCGUAACUCAGAUCUCUGUGAUAAAAGACGAACUCCUACCUGACGAAAUGAUUGCGCAAACGGGUCCUUCGUUUGUACCCGAAACGUAUGACUUUAGUGAUUAUCCAACCGAAAAAUCAACUUUCCUGGCUAAAACACAACCUGUUCAACCUGAAGACAAAGACUCGUACUCGAGAAAGGAAAUACCUCUUGCGAUUGCCGAUGAACUAAAGAAAUCUGAUAUCGUUACUUCUGUUGAUCGCAAAAAAAUCAUUUUGGGAACUCCUAAACAUGUCACGAUCGACCAGGAACCCUUUGAAAUAGAUUCUAAGGAUAAGCAAGAACUUUUAGAUAUUUUUGAAACAAUCGAUGAGAUCAAUGAGGAAAUGGGCCCCAUUGACCAAGAUCAGCUUCUGGGAAUUAUUCGGAGAAUCAGUGAAAUCGUUCAGAAGCCCAUUCUUACCGAUUCGAUAAACCAGGAGCAGACCUUAGAUAUUAUUAAAAUUAUUGACGAAAUCGGGAAAAAGUCAAUUGACACUGGCAUCAUUGAUCAGAGCCAAAUCUUGGAGAUUAUUAAAUUACUUGAUCACAUAGCCAAGAAAACUAAUCAGGUUGAUUCAAUUAUCCUGAAACAGAAAAUGGUGGAUAGCACUCACUCGGAUGACGAAGUGGAAAAGAAACUUGAAGUUAAUCCUCAGGACCAUGUUUUGAAAAUCUCUAAAAUUCCCAAGCCUGAGGAGAAACCUCCCGUUGUAGAAAAAAUGGUUGAAAUCGUCAAGCAACCCAUUCAAUCUAAUUCCGUUAAUCAACAGCGAUUACUAAAUUUCAUAAAAAUAUUUGAGGAAGUCAAUCCACAAUCUGUUGAAGUGGACUCUGCUGAUCAACAGCUACUUGUAAAUAUUGUUCAGGAAAUUGGCGACAUUGUCAAGAGACCUGUUAACUCGGACAAUGUCGAUCUUGAUGAACUCUUAAAAAGUGUAAAGACGAUCAGUGCGAUCGGAAAAGAAUCUGCUCAAACUGGAAUUAUCGAUCACAAGCAACUGUUGAAAAUUAUCGAAGCGAUUGACGCGUUAAACAAAAAAUCUGCAGAAUUAACUUUAAUUGAAAAAGAACUACCUACGAAAGAGUCACAAAUAAUUCUUGAACUUCCGAAGCAAUCGAAAAUUUUAAAACCCGUUGGUCCCAAAGAAACUGUUUUGGAAAGCCCUGAAACAAUUAUUGAAGUCGCUAAACAACCGAUUAAAAUUGAUUUUAUUACACAGCGACAAUUAUUAAAUUUGAUAAAGUCAAUUGAAGGAGUCAAUCCGAAAUCGGUUAAGGAAGGUUCCGUUGAUCAAGAAGAGCUCGUAAACAUUGUUCAGGACAUUGGUACAAUUGUUAAGAAACCUAUUGACGCGAAUUCAAUCGAUCUCGAUGAACUUUUAAAAUUUAUAAAGACGGUUAGUGCAAUUGGGAAGAAAUCGGCUCGAAGUGGCUCCUUUGAUCAGAAACAAUUGUUGAAAAUUAUCGAAGCAAUUGAUGCAUUGAACAAGAAAUCUAUUCUAUUAAGUUCUCCGGGGCAGAAAAUCGUGGAAACCCAUGUAGUAACUGACAAAACCCCUCCAAUAAUUCAUAAAACUGAGAAAAAGCCUCCGAUUGUAAGUGUGAUUAAUCAAGAGCAGACAAUAACAGAAGCUCCAACAAUUGUUCAAAUCGCUAAGCAACCUGUUCAGCCUGAUUCUAUCGAUCGGCAGCAUUUGCUCUAUCUGAUGAAAAUGAUCGAAGAGAUCAAUCCACAAUCUAUUGAAGAGAGCUCUGCUGAUCGAGAACAACUUGUGAACAUCAUUCAGAAAAUUGGAAAAAUUAUUAAGCAACCCGUUCAAACGGACACAAUCGAUCUGGAUCAGUUUUUAAAGAUUAUAAGCACGAUAUCUGUGAUAGGACAAAAAUCUGCUCAAACGGGAACUAUUGAUCAGAAGCAGUUGAUGGAAAUGAUCGAAGCGAUCGAGGCAUUUAACAAAAAAUCCGCUGAAUUAAGUUCAGCUAAACAAUCCGCGAAAGCUUAUAAAACGAUUCAUGGACUUCCACAAAAACCUGAUAUCGUAAUUCCUGCUGACCACAGAAAAAUGGUUUUAAAGGUGGGUUCACCGAGUCAUGAAAUCCGACUUCAGGCAUCAAAAAUCAAAGGAACAAAGGAGCCCGUUCAAAUAGACCUCGAAGAAGAACCCGAAGUGGAGGCUGCCUCGAUCGGUGAAGGUAUGAAGAAACAAGCCAAAAUCACAUCCAAGGAAGAGCAAGAAGAGCAACGACUCUUGGAAGCUGCCCUGAAGAUCAUUUUCAAUGAAUUCGUGCCGGAGAAUGUUAAGAAAGAGAUCGGGAAAAAUCGAGUCGCAGGAUCCGAAGAGGUGGUAGGAGCUGGGAUCCUAAACCUUCUUCCAGAUAUCCUUCACCUUCCUAUCUUGAGGAACCUCUUCGCUCUUCCGAUAGUGGAGAACAUGCUGGUAGAUUCUGUAAGAAGUGUCCUGUCUUUGAUAAGAGGAUACUCUGGUCAGGGUUUCAUCGAGAGACUAUCGGACGGUGUUAUCAGGUCAGGAAUAAAAAACGUCCUUGACCUUAUCAAAGGUGAGUCCGAUAAUGGGCCGAUCAAGGUUGAGGAGCAUCAGCUUAGAGAUGGACAAUGGGUUGUCGAAGAGAUCACUUUACCUCCUCCUCGGACCUACCCCAAACCGCGAACAAUUCCUCAGUUGUUGAGGAACAUAAUCGUGGAUUCUGGGAUGUGGAACAUCCUCGGGCAAUCCAGAUCCAGCGAAAACCCCCUGGAAUAUCCAAUCAUCGAGAACGUCGUCCUGGAGACCCUGAAGACCACCUUACAGGACUACAACAUUCCCGAAGACGAGCCUGUAGACGACUCCUUGAUUCGGGAGAUCAUCGGAAGUGCAAUCGAUGAUCAGCCGGAUAAAUUGAUGGAGCUUCCGAGGAUCCUGCCAAAGAAGCCGAAAGUGACAGGAUUUCAUGCCGUGCCAGUAAUUCCCGAAGAGAAACACCAGUUCAAAUCUGAAGAGUGGAUCGCAAAACACACCUUGCUGGGGAAGAAACCUGGAAAGGCCCUUCCUAAGUCGGAAGUGACGCUUCCGUCCAGGAAUGAGGACAGGGACUGGAAGAAGGAAACUUACUUCUCGACCCUGAAGAAGCAGCGCCUCGAGCAGGAGAAAACGGGAUUCAGCAAGAGCGACCAAAUGCAGAUGACGAUUAAGGAAAAUGUCGAUGACAAUGGAUCCAAACUGAUGGUCUCGAGUGAAAAUCCCUUGCAAUCGCCUCGCGUCCUUCAAGACGCUUUCCACGAAUGUCUGAGAAAGUUCCCGAUACUGCAAGUUGCUUCUUCAGCGGAGGUCUGGAAAAAUUCGAAGAAAAUGGACCAGCGAGUCGUGCCUAUUGUUCCUCUUCGGGAAGGGCAAAUCAAAUCUUCCGAAUCACUCAGUAAAUAUACGUUGGGAGUCCCUGGAAAGGUUCUGGGGAGGUCGAAGAACGAGGAAGAGGAGGAGUGGAAGAAGAAACUGCAGGAAGCUGCGCUGAAGAGGGAAAAAUUAGGAAAAACUAAGGAAAGCGGAAUUAGCCAGACCCUGAAGAGGUUGGAGGGCAUGGAUGACUUGGGAUCAAAAUUGCUAUUCGCCAGCGAAGAAACCGUCAUCGAGUCUCCUCUCCUGUCGGAAACAACUCUUAAGGAAUGUCUGCGAAAAUUUCCUAUUUUGCGAGUUACUCCUCCCUCGCAGGUUUUGCAGAGUCCUUGGAGAACGGGGUACAAGUUGAUGCCGAUUGUCCCGAUCGAAGAGCAUCAAUUUAGGUCGGGAGAAUGGAUGUCGCAAAAAACCUUGCUAGGAGGAUUGCCUGAAAAUUCCGCCUUGACAUUAGGUACUAACAAAUUUGGAAAUAAAAUGACAGAAAAGUGGAAGAAUAAACUACAGGACGCGGAAUUGCAAAAAUUUCUUAAAAGCGUGCAAGGAAACUCCGAUGAUUUUGAUACGAAAUUGCCGGAUGUUAGUUCGGAAACUGUUGAAAAGUUGACUUUGACUUUAGAGAAAACUUCCAAAGAACGCUUUCCGAGUGCUUCCAGGCCGCAUAUAAUUCCUUACAAGGAAAUCUUGAAAAGUCCACGACCGGAAGAUUACAUGCUUCUCGGGGAGUCAACCGAAGAUGUUGAUAAUAAUGAAAAUGAUUACGUUAUGGGAACCCGCAAGGAAUACGUAAUCAAAGAGCAGUCAUUAUCAGCUCCGCCGAUGGAAGAGGAUCUUCUAUUAUCACCGAAAUCUGGAGUAGAGAAAAAAUUGGAGUUUACCAAAAACGUUGACGAGGUGAAAAAAGCACCUGUAUACGAGGUCGUAUCCGAAGAUUCAGCAAGUUAUGAUGAUUCGAAGGUUGACGAAAUUCUUUCGCAACCUCAAAUUAGAGAAUCCGUAGAAGAAGGUAAUUACGAAGAGGAAUUGUUAUCGCAAAUUCGAAACAGAGUCGAAAAUUUAAAGUCCCUCGAGAGAAACUUCGAACGCGUUGAAGAAACUCCCGAGGAGUCGGCCAUCCAUUUCGAGGUUUCAACGGUUAAAGAAGCGGUGCAACCAGAUGAAGAAUUAUUCGAAAAAAAUUUCAAUCAACUGAUCACGCCUCGACCGGAUGAAAUUACAAUGGAAAUUGGAAAUGCGGAAGAAUUUUAUCCUCGGUCCGAUAAUAAUGAGAACUUGGAGUCAGCGACAGACAAGAAACUGGGAAAUGUCAAGUCAAAAUCGAAGGUCCUGAAUUCUUUUGGAAGUGGAUAUAAAGUAUCCAACGACGAUUCGGUUUUGUCAGAAUUAAUUCAAACUCCUCGGUUCGAGCAUCUUCCCUUCCUGGGCAGAAUCGCGCCUCAAAAUCGAGAUCUCGUUGCCGACGAAAUCUCGGAUUUCGAAAAUACGGAUCUCUAUUAUAUCGGAGAUGGGGUAAGGCUGCCAUUGGUAAUUACAAAGCUAAAAGAUGGAUCGUUUGCUCUGUCGCUCUCGGCUCGGUUUUGCGAUCGGAUUAUCAACGAAAAGUGUCCCUGUUGCGUUCCGAAAAACGGAAACAUCGUACAAGAAAAGAGACGCCGUCAGUUGAGCGAAGAAAGCUUCUCGAGCGGGGAAAAUUUCUCAAAAUCACGAAAAUCCGAAGAACGGGGAAGCGGGGAUAAGGAAUCCAGAGAAAUCCAGGAAAGCGACAGCACCCGGCCCAAAAAACGAACCUCGAGGUCUACCACUCGACCGAUUUACGAAAAAAAGAAUUAUCUGCAAUUGUUCAAAAAAUCGAAGAAGCGGUCGCCGCCCCCGAAACUCUCCGGCAUGUCUAUCGAGGGUUUCGCGAAAAAAUACAACUUGUCCUUAAACCUUGGCGAGGAUUUUUCGAGACCUUCUUCCGAGAGCGAGGGAUCCCAGGACGACGUGCGGAUCAAUUUUGAAAGCAACGACAAAGUCCAAAAGCACUCUAGGAAUUCGCUGCGAGAGCACGACAAGCCACUCGAAAUAAGAAACGAGGAGAAAUCAGGGAAAAAUUGGAGCGCUACGAAAGGGAACGAAUCGAGCCGGAAAUCAGAAAAUUUGGAUCCGAUUAGAAAAUUGAUUUCGAUCAACGAGGUUCCAGGAAAUAAAAAAGUAGAGGUGGUCCUGGACGCUUUAGACGAACUGAUGGAAUCGGAGCCGACCGACGUGUACACCCUGAUGGACGGCCACAAGAGGAAAAUUGGGAGCUGGAAUAGAGGCAAAAUACCGGAAGAAGGAGCUGGAGAAGACGACGAGGACAUCGACAAAUACGGAUACCAGGUGAAUAAUCCGAUUCUGAAGAGAAUCAAGUUCAUCAAGAAGAGGCAGAACGAAGAGGGCCACUACAGAUACCAGCGCGGCAACCACAGGACGGAAAUGCUGAAGACGUUCCUGCACUGGCUGAAAGAAGUCAUGACGGGUGGAGGAAAUGCCACGAGUUGACGACGAUAUACCUUGUAUGUACAUAAUCGGACGUUUCUUCGUCCAGAGGCAUCGGACCCUCUCGCGGAAAAAUGUAUCUCGACUACCGUAGUUAAGGAUGGAUUCUAAAUGAAUAAAUAUGCGAUUGACGACUAACCGAUAACGUCAAUUAGCUAGUUAACGUUAAGUAACGUUAUGCUUUACGUAGCACCAUCGCUUAGAUUUAUAACGGACGUUGGACUAAACAAAACGAAACAA
Orussus abietinus is the source of this 10248-nucleotide messenger RNA. RefSeq lists its product as uncharacterized. The transcript is spliced from 2 exons. Bases 709 to 10011 code for a protein of 3100 amino acids. Lineage: Eukaryota; Metazoa; Arthropoda; Insecta; Hymenoptera; Orussidae. The record is from RefSeq and is a predicted model, not a curated record.